Molecule: messenger RNA, 939 nt
Organism: Helianthus annuus (common sunflower)
Lineage: Eukaryota; Viridiplantae; Streptophyta; Magnoliopsida; Asterales; Asteraceae
Product: putative protein TPRXL
Exons: 1
Coding region: 108-713 (201 amino acids)
Source: RefSeq, a predicted model, not a curated record
UUGCCAAUUUACACAACCAAACACACCUUUAGAAAAAAAAACCUCUCUAUCUCCUCUUUCUCUCUCUACAUAUCUUCUCAUACAAGUUAUCUCAAACAACAAUAACAAUGGCGGUUUCAACACGCAGAACAAACGGACCGGUGCUCCGAUCACACUCGCCGUCUGGAAGGUUUCAUAACUCUCCGGCAACGACGUCGUUCGCCUCCACAACCUCUGCGUUCUCGUCCAGGUCUACUUUUUUUCAAAACAGAUCGUCUUCUCCAACUCCGGUGAGUCUGUACGGUUACGGUUCACCAUCGGCGUCAACCGUACGGUUUUCGUUCGAUAACCGUUCGAUUUCUCCGAGCAGAUCUAUAUCUUCGUUACCGAGGAGUCAUAAUCAAGCGGUGAAGAAACAGGAUGCUCCGAAGAAGACGUGUAUGUGUUCACCUACAUCGCAUCCAGGAUCAUUCAGGUGCAGUUUGCAUAAAAACACAAACAACAAUGUUCAAAGCCACAAUAAUACGACGACGUAUCCUUCGAACCGGCUUAACGCUCGGAGGUCGGCGAUGACGAACUCGCUCGUGCGAAUCGGAACGGUUGAAGGUGGAGAUCUGGUGAAACGAGCGCUCGCGGCGUUGAUUCGGCCGUCGUCGCAUCAGCAACGACGGAGAAUGACGUUUCAGGCUAGGCCUAGUCGGUUAUCCGUCAUGUCAACGGCGGAGGAUGUUUAGGUUUUUGUGAAAUUUUUGGUAUGCGAGUUAUUUUUUCAUUAGUUUUCACCGUAUGGAGUCAUCGACGACGGUUAACAACAGAUCGGUGUUGAUGAAAGGUUGACAAAACGAUCUCUUAUACUCUUAAGACUUGUAUGUAUAUACAAAUAGAAAUAGUUGACCUUAUGUUGCCGCCAUUAAUGGUUGAACAAGCUUCUUCAAUUCACUCUGGACAUUAUAAACUAAA